ACACUUCCGGUACCGGUCCACUCCGGAUGAGAACACCGCUUAGUCACCGGCGCUAAGAGGGAGCGCCUCCCCGCUCACACGCCGAUUGGCUGGUGCCCCCUGACGGGCUCGCCUCCUUCCCACAGACUGUAUCGGAGCCCAGGGCGGGGCUCACGCUCAACCCCGGCGCAAGAAAACUUGGGCCGGCGGGUCGAUGCAUGGAGCAGUGUGGGAACACUGUGUCCGUCGGCUGGAAGGAAGCACAGACGCGGACAGCUGGCCGGGCCGGGCUGGGUUGGGCUGGGCUGGGAUCGGCACCAUCCAUCCUCGAGGGCCGCCGGUGUGGCUGAGUAGUGUGGCCGGGUUUGAGCGCGGCGGCACCGGCUGGGAAGAUUUGCGGCGAGGGAGGAGGAAACACAACCGAGAAGAAGCGUUCGUUCCUGCGUGUGUUUGUCAGGAUGAUGUGACCACCCGGGAGGGAGAAGGCGGAAAUCGGAUUUAUUAUUUACCCACCGCUGGAGAUCAUCUGAGCCGCCGGCUUUGAAGGCUGGCAGGCGUGGGGUGGGGACACACAACAUGGCAGAACCACCACGGCGAGAGAGCACCAGCAGCCUGCAGAGGAAGAAGCCCCCCUGGCUUCGACUGGACAUUCCUGCCACUCAGAUGUCUCUGGACGAGCCUCCCACUUUUGUUCAGCCGAUGAAGCGGCAGGGCUUCCUCCGCAGCAUCAGCAUGCCGGUAGAGACCUCUCACCUCCAGUCCCCGCCCCGCGACUUCUUCGACACCCGGAGGCCUGUCUUACAGCGCCAGUCGUCCAUCACUCAAACCAUAAAGAGCAGCAGGAGGGUUCACUUUGAGCGGAUUAACACGGUGCCCAUUAAGGGCCAGCGAGCUGCUCGGCGCAGCACCAGGAAGCACCACUCGCUCUCCAGAACCCUGCUCAGGGGCACCGCCGACUGGUUCGGGGUCAGCAAGGACGGCGACGCCACGCAAAAAUGGCAGAGGAAGAGCCUCCGCCACUGCAGCCUACGCUACGGCAAGUUGAAGCCGCAGGUGAUCCGCGAGAUGGACCUGCCCAGCCAGGACAACAUCUCUUUGACCAGCACUGAGACUCCGCCUCCGUUGUAUGUCCCCGCCUCCCAGCAUGGCAUGCAGAAGAUCGUGGACCCCCUGGCACGAGGCCGAGCCUUCCGUAUGGUGGAGGAAGUAGACGGCUACAGCGUGCCCCAGACCCCUAUCACCCCGGGGGCGGCGUCGCUCUGCUCCUUCACCAGCUCACGCUCGGGCCUCAACCGAAUGCCUCGCCGACGCAAGAGGGAAUCGGUCGCCAAGAUGAGCUUCAGGGCGGCGGCAGCUCUGGUCAAGGGGCGCUCAAUACGGGACAGCACCCUACGACGGGCCCACAGACGCAGUUUUACUCCUGCCAGCUUCAUGGAGGAAGACAUCAUGGAUUUUCCUGAUGAGCUGGACACAUCCUUCUUUGCCCGAGAUAUUCUAAUGCACGAAGAGCUCUCCACGUACGCCGACGAGGUAUUCGAGUCGCCGUCGGAAGCGGCACUGAAGGAGGCGGAGCAUGGCAACAAGAAGGACGAGACGGAUCUGACGGGAAGCGCGCUGGAUAAAACGGCCCUGGAGAGAAGUCACCUGAUGCUACCUUUAGAGCGCGGAUGGCGUAAAGCCAAAGAAGGAACCCCAGGCCCCCCGAAGGUGCCCUUACGCCAGGAAGUGGUGAGCGUCAACGGGCAGCGGCGUGGCCAAAGGAUCGUGGUGCCCGUCAAGAAGCUUUUUGCCCGGGAGAAGAGGCCGUACGGGCUGGGGAUGGUGGGGAAGCUGACCAACCGCACGUACCGCAAGCGCAUCGACAGCUACGUGAAGAGGCAGAUCGAGGACAUGGACGACCACAGGCCUUUUUUUACCUACUGGAUCACCUUCGUCCACUUGCUCAUUACGAUCCUGGCUGUUUGCAUCCACGGCAUCGCUCCGGUGGGCUUCUCCCAGCACGAGACGGUUGAUUCUGUUUUAAGAAACAAAGGUGUGUACGAAAAUGUCAAGUUUGUGCAGCAGGAGAACUUCUGGGUUGGGCCAAGCUCGGAGGCGCUGAUCCACUUGGGGGCCAAAUACUCUCCAUGCAUGAGGCAGGACCAGCAAGUGCAUGAGUUCAUCAGGGAAAAACGAGCCAUCGAACGCAACUCCGCCUGCUGCGUGCGCAACGAUCGCUCCGGAUGCUUGCAAACCUCAGAGGAGGAGUGCUCGAGCACGCUGGCGGUGUGGGUGAAGUGGCCGCGGCAUUCCAGCACCCCGCAGCUAAACGGCAAAGACAGACAAUACGGCUCUGUUUGCCAUCAGGACCCCAGCAUAUGCCUGGAGCCCGCCUCUGUCUCUCCUCACGAAUGGCCCGAUGACAUCACCAAGUGGCCAAUUUGCACCAGGUACAACACAGGGAACCACACCAACCUGCCUCACAUCGACUGCACCAUCACGGGACGACCCUGCUGCAUCGGAACCAAAGGAAGGUGCGAAAUCACAUCCCGGGAAUAUUGUGACUUCAUGAACGGCUACUUUCAUGAGGAAGCCACUCUCUGCUCCCAAGUGCAUUGCAUGGACGAUGUGUGCGGGUUGCUGCCUUUCCUCAACCCUGAGAUCCCGGAUCAGUUUUACAGACUGUGGCUCUCGCUCUUCCUGCACGCAGGGAUCCUCCACUGCAUGGUGUCGGUGGCUUUCCAGAUGACCAUCCUGAGGGACCUGGAGAAGCUGGCGGGCUGGCUGCGCAUCUCCAUCAUCUACAUCGUCAGCGGCAUCACCGGAAACCUGGCGUCGGCCAUCUUCCUCCCGUACAGAGCCGAGGUGGGACCAGCGGGUUCUCAGUUCGGCAUCCUGGCUUGCCUGUUCGUGGAGCUGUUCCAGAGCUGGCAGAUCCUGGCUCAGCCUUGGCGGGCCUUCACCAAACUGCUGUGCGUGGUGCUCUUCCUCUUCGCCUUCGGCCUGCUGCCGUGGAUCGACAACUUCGCCCACAUCAGCGGCUUCGUGUCGGGCUUCUUCCUGUCCUUCGCCUUCCUGCCGUACAUCAGCUUCGGCCGCAUGGACCUGUACCGCAAGCGUUGCCAGAUCAUGGUCUUCCUGCUGGUCUUUGUGGGCCUCUUCUCCGGCCUGGUCGUGCUCUUCUACGUCUACCCCAUCAAGUGCGAGUGGUGCGAGUUGCUCACCUGCAUCCCUUUCACGGACAAGUUCUGCGAGAAGUACGACCUCAACGCGCAUCUCCACUGAACAGGACAACCAAGCUUUGGGAUUUUUCUACUCCGGUAAGUAUACGUCACCCCCCUUCCCUCUCUCCCCCCCCGUCAGGACCUUCUUUCUUCAGCGUGGAGGUGUUGGAAUCUCUGAGGCACACAAAAAGCUAAGAACUUUUCACUCAUUUUCACUCGUUUUGUCAUUUUUUAAUUGGAGGAGGAUCAGAGCCACAUGUGGAAAAUCCAAGUCCAAUUUCACCCUGAAAUGUGUACUCAUAAUUUGUAUUUAGAACAAAUAAUACUAAUCUUUUUAAGUGUUUUUCCACAUUUUUUGGGCAUUAUACUUCAACUGCGAAUAAUUAUGACAUCAUUUAAUAGUUUUGAACAUGAUAGUUUGACUAUAAUUCUAGAUUAGAUUCUCAAAGUGGAACUCAAACCUUUUUCACAAGUGCUUUUAGUCAUAAUUCAAACGUUAAAUAGAAAUAUAGCGUUUUGGAAUACUUUUUUGUGUUUGGAUGUAGUACUUCUACAACCAUACUGCUUAAAACUGCUGAUUCAUAUCCAAAACACAGAAUUAUUCCAUUUUAAUCAUUCAAAACCGUCACUUUUUCAUCCAUUUUGACAUUUAAUUCAGAUUUUUUUUUUUUUCAUAAUCCCGAUCCAUACUGACUGUCCAGAACAAAAUAAGUAUUUAUUUUCUACUGUUGGCUCUCCUCCUCUUCCAUCCAAGUCAUUCAGGCAACCUCAAAAGAGAAAAAGCAGGGACAAAAACAAAAACAUAACCAAUAUAUGGACCCAAUAUCAAACCUCUGGUGCCUUGUUGAAAGAUAAAAAUGUACCAACUACUGCCAUAACUUCUUUUUAUUUUCUUACAUUAUGCCGAGCACUCAAAUGUUGUGUUUGUUUGUUUUUUUUUCUUCCUUUUGACUUUUGUUUAUUGUUGGUGUUUAUUGCUUCUCAAGAAGUGAUGGCUGUCCUGAACUGGGUAGCGUUUUAGCUGCCCGUCUACUCCACACAUGUAACUGAAAAACAACAAACCAAGAAAGAAAACAAAAAAAUA
This is a messenger RNA of Doryrhamphus excisus (bluestripe pipefish), 4266 nucleotides long. The record is from RefSeq and is a predicted model, not a curated record. NCBI's taxonomy places the organism in Eukaryota, Metazoa, Chordata, Actinopteri, Syngnathiformes, Syngnathidae.